GAAUAUAAAAACAAUCUUCAUAAUAAAUAUAAAAAAAAAAGAAAAAAAAGUGUAAUUUAAUUCAAAUAAAUUAUAUUUAAUGAUUAUUUAAUAUACAGUACAUAUUUAUUUUUUAUUUAAAGCAAAGUUUUCAACUCGUCAUUAUAGAUUUUAUUUGAAAUUCAUAAAUAUACAAAGAACUAAACAACGAAUCAGCUGUUUUUAUAAGAUAGAUGAUAUGAUCUGUCAUUUUUGCAAGUAGGUCAGUCAGUGCGCGAGUGAUUUAUCAUUUGUUUUUAUUAUGAUUCAGAACUAAAGUAUCAAAUAGUCUAUAUUAUGCAGAAUAUAAACUAUUGUUGGGGAAAUUUUUCGCAUAUAAAUCGUUUAUAUUAAAUAAACGAUUUCAGCAAGAAAAGAAGUUUAAAGUUCAUAUAUAAUUAUAGUAGAGAAAUAAUUUUUUUUUUAUAUAUAAAGAAGUCGAUGAAGUGCAAGAAUGGAAGGAGCACUCGUUGGUGGAGUUCCGGUCGAAUCUUUGACCGGGGAAUUAGCUGGUGUUUGGUCAGGAUGGCGAGCAUCGGGAGAUCGUGAAGUUGUCAGAGAAGCUUCAGCAAAAGGAUUACAUAUCAAUCUUGCUUAUAAAUUUCUCAUUCAUAGAAGAGGAUGUUCUCACGAUGAGGCUAAAUCUUAUUUUUCAAAUGAGGUUGACAUUUGGAUAAAUGAACUACUCAACAAGCGUCAAGUUCAUAAGGCUACUCAUAUUUUAAAGAAUGUGGAGAAAAAUCCAUCUGAGUUCAUUUGCACAGUUUGCUUUAAAUGCACAGAGCCAUCGUUAAGAAAUUACUUAGCUCAGCAUUUAAUAAUUAUUAAUGGUUUCGAAGAAAAACACUUUGAAGCUUUAGAAUUGAUAAAUUGGAUAGAAGAACAUGAAAAGAAUCAUAAACUUCAAGGUGAGCUGAUAUCCCACAAAAGUUUAGAAAAUGUGAUUAAUUUGUCUUCGGACAUUAAAAAAUGUAUUUACGUUGAAUUAUAUUUUGAAAAUUUUAAUCCAAAAAUUGGACGAAAAUUAUCUAACGAUGCAGUAUGGAAUUAUCUGCUGAUAAAUAAUAAAAUUAAAUUAAUAAAUAAUUGGAUCAGUAUUAUUUAUGAAUGUGAUAAUAAAGAAAUUGACGAUAAAGAUGAAUUAGAAAAAAAUUUUGGAAAUCUAAAAAUAACUGAUAAAAUGAUUUCGUCCAUUGAAAAUUCUAAUGCAAUGACACCUGUCAUUCAGAUGACUCUUAAUUUUUUAUGCAGAUUUGGAGUAUUUACAAAUAAAGAGAAGAAUGAUUUUAAAUUAAUUUUAACAAGAUUUUUUAGCAGUCUAAUAACGCCCUCGGAAUUUAAUAAAAUAUUAUCACAAGAAUCGUGUAAUAUUAAUAAACAAGAUUUUUUACAUAAAAUUGACACUGUGAAAUAUUCGAGAAAUUUUCAUGAACAUUGUACAGAAUCAAAAAAUAGUAAAAAAUUAUUGGAUUCUUUAAAUGAAAUGUGUCAAGAAAAUAAUGAAUCAACAUCAUCAUUGGAAUUAUUUGAACAAGGAAUUCUCGAAGGAAUUUCAUAUAUUUCUCAAGAUUCUCUCGAAUUUUUAAAAUCUAAUGAUAUAAUUGCAUUUACAUUAAUUUUAUUGCAAUAUUUAAAAAAAAAUAAUGAUAAAAAUUUAUUAGAAGGCGAAUCGUUAAAAGAGAUUUUUACAAAACAAAAAGAACUCAAAAUUGGACAUUUAACAAUAACAAGAGAAAUUUUUGCCAAUAUUUUAGAUCGUCUUCCAUAUUUAAAAAAUGAAAUUAAAGAGAAAUCUUCACAAAUUAAUAUAACGAUGUAUCAACUUCUUGAGGGUUUUAAAAAUUUUGAUUCAAAAAAAUUUUUUAAAUGGCGUCAAAAAAAUGAACUGAUGCCUAAUUUUUCCAGUGCUUAUUUAAUACAUAAAUAUGGACAUAAAGAGAAAUUAACAUAUAUUAAUUAUUUAAAGGAAUCAAGACCAAAUAUGGCGUACAGUAUUCUUUAUCAAUUGGAUGGAAAAUCUUUACGCAAUAUUUCUUCAAAAAUGAAAUCACAAGUUUCACUUUCGGCACAUAUUUUUGCAUUGAGACAUUUAAAUGAAUUGGACGUUGUCAGUAGUUGUAUAUCUUUCAUUGAAUUAUUGGGUGUUGAUUCAGAUAAUUUGAGACUUCAUGUAACAGUUGCUGCUUUAGUUGAAAAGAAAUUAAAUUUCUCUAUUGGAAAUUUAUUGGAAUCAGUUGUGUAUAAAAAUCAACAAGACUUAAUGACAGUAUUAUCACAUUUGGAGAGGAGUUUUAAUUCAUCAUUGAUAAUUAAUUUAAUUAAAGAACCACGAGAAUUUGUAUUAGCUUUAAAAACAUGGGAUAUUAUCGUACGUUUCGCAAGAGCACACAAUGCAACUAUUCCAACAUUAUUUCUUAAAUUUUUAGCAUCUCAUGAUAUGUGGUUUGAAUAUAUUUUAGUGGGUCAAAUAUUUUCUUAUCCUUCCGAACAGAUUUUGGAGAAUAUUGUUUUGUUUAAAAAUCCAAAUCUUCGUGAGCAUUUAAUAUUAUCGUUAAAUAAUCCUCAUUUGUUGAGCUUAAAUUCUGUAGAUGAAGAUUCUAAAAAUAAAAUUUGUGAUUCUAGACAUGGUCUUUAUAAUAAAGUUAUAGUUAAACAGGUUUCAUUAGAAUCAACAACACUGACUCGAGAAAUUUGUCAGUCAGUUAGAGAACAUUCCUCGUUUACUGAUGGUUCAUUUGCAAAUUUAGAAACUCGUUUAUUUAAUAAUGAUUUAUGGCAAAUUGUUUUAAAAUGUCACAAAAGUCAAGAUCCACCGAGAACUUUAUUAAAAGCUUCUCGAACUUUAAAGGCACCAAUUCUUACGGUUUUAGCUUCCUGCUAUGAACCAUCUUCUGCUGCAACACAUUGUUAUUUUUGGCUUGUGGUGUCUGUGGAAGAUUCAGAAUUUUUUCUCAAUUCAAAAGAUUCUUUAGAAGAUCAAGUUUGGUCGGCGAGUAAAGUUAUGCAACUUUUUAAUAAUUUGGUUUAUCAUAAUUAUGUCAGUACUUUUAAUAAGGGUUUGACGAUUUUCAUGCCGGAAAAUCCGUUAAGACUCUUUUCUGAAUUUUUGGUUGAGUGCAUAUGUUUAGGAGAUUUCGAAAAAUGCAAAACGAGUUUAACAAAUUUUAUUUCAAGUUGUUCGUCGCUCAAAUGUAAUAAAAUGAUCGAUUGGGAAACUGACGAAACGUAUUUAGAUAAUAUUUAUUGGAUCGAAACAGUGGUAGUGAAAUGCCUUAUAACUGCCUUGGGAAAAUGUUUUCAAAGUAGAUGUUUACAGAUAAAAUUUUUAGAAAUUUUGACGAGUUGUGAUUUUUUCAAAAAUUUAACAGUUAAUACACCAAAUUUUUAUUCACUAUUAGAAAUAAUGAAUAUCCUAAUAAAAACAGAUGUUGUAUUUAAUUUUUUAUUUUUUGACAUCGUUAAUAAUGAGCAAAUUUUUAAUAACGAAAUUGAAAGAUGUAUCAAUGAAUUAUUGAAGGAAGAAAAUUAUACGAGUGCCUUAGAAUUGUCAAAAGUAGCAAAUUUUAAACCGUCGAAAAUAAUUCUUGCACAGUGUCGAAGUGAAUUCAAAAAACAAACUGGUAUUAUUGAAUCAAAUUUCUGGAAAAAAUGUUCAGCUGAUUUUAAAUUAUAUAAAGUGUGUUAUGAAAAAGCAGCAGAAUUUUUUGUUGAACAUGCUGAAAAAAUUCAAUCUUGUAAAGAGAGGUUUGAAAUUUUAAAAUUGGCUUUAGAGAUACUUAAGGAAAAUUCCAAUGACUGUCAAACUUGUGAUAAAGCAGAAAUGGCAAUGUGGAAAUCUUGCAUUCUUGCUGGUCCAGAAAAUAUUGAGAUUAAAAAUGAAAAUGAAAUUUUUCGUAAAUUAAAAACUGAACUUCUCUCUGAAUUGAAUAAUUUACAAAUUACUUGUAUUCUCAAUGAUUCACAGGAGAAGGCUGCUUUAGAAUUGUUAAUUAAUAAAUUAUUAGACGCUGGAAAAUUAGGCACAGCACUUAGAAUAAGUGCAAUUUUCAAUUACAAGCAUAAAGAUAUACAAAUUUUGAUGCUGUGUUUAAGUUUAGCUGAGGGGGAGAUUUCGCCUUAUCAAUUAACUGCUCAGCAAAAAAUGUUGAUUUCUGAAUCAGGAAAUAUAAAGCAAAGACUUGGGAUCUUGAGAAAUAAAGGACUUUCCAUAUUGCCAUCGUCUUCAUCUUUAAAUUUGAGCGGAAUUCAUGAAGCUAACGAAUCAGCAGCAGCAACAACAACAACAACAAUAAAUCAAGAGGAAUCAGAUUGUUUAAUGAUAUUGACGAAAUUAUUAAAAAGUCUUCGAAGCGGUGUCACAAUUGGAACGAGAAUUGUCACCUGUUACAAAUUAUCUACAACUUUAGGAAAAAGUUAUCAUUCUUUACUGAUUCUUAAUGAUCCAAUGAGACUUUUGCAGGAUGUUGUUUUAAGUAAUUACGAUCGUACAUUGGAAAUUGCUAAAGAUAUAAUAAGUGCAUAUCAAAUUGAAAGUCAUGAAGUUGCUCAAUUUUUGGCUGAGGAGAUUGUUGCUUCUAUUACUCGAGUUGUAGAAGACGGAAAUAACGAUUCAACAAUCUGGAGUUAUCCUCUUGAUAUUAGUCUUCAUUCUGUGAUUGAAUUAUCCAAAGACACUUCAAUUUUGGGAUUGAAAUUACUUGAUAUUGCUAGUAAAUUAUUAGGACAUUCGAAUGGUGAAAAACGAAAUGUGAUAACUCUUAAAAUUGCUGUGGAAUUAUUAAUAAGAUCUCACGAUUGUUUUACGACUUCCUGUAACAUGGAAGGUAUUGCCUCAGUUUUAAGAAAAUGUCAACAAUUGGCUAAUGCUUUACAAAAUUUAAAACUUUGGAGUUUAUUGGUGCGUCUUGUUACCGGUGUUGGUCGUUUUACUGAAAUGAAUUAUGUUUUUAAAAUACUCAAAGAGCACGAUCAAUUUGAAUUUUUAUUAGGAAAAGGUUUAGACAAAGUUCCAGGUUUAAAAAUGGCUCUUCUCGAUUUUGUAAAACGUUAUUGUCCAGAGAAUAAGGAAUUAUUAAAUAUUAUUGCACUUCAUUUUCGUUUAUAUUAUGAAAUUGCUUUAACUUGGGAAACUGAAGCUCGAGAAAUUAUCGACGAAUUGAUUAGUGAAGCAAAAAAGGAGAAUCUUAAAUCUCAAUAUCCUAGUCCAACAGACGUGAAUUUAACGAGAAAUGAAAUUACAGAGAAGAGAUUACAAUUGGCAAUUUCUAAUUUCACUCUCGCUACGCAAUAUUUCUUACAGGACAAUAAAUUAAAUUUAGCGAAUCAUUCUUCACAUCAGGCUGAAUUAGUGGCUCUGCAAAUUUCUUUACUCUAUGCAGUUCAACAAACUCAUCAAUUUACUUGCAUUUUAAAUUUAAAUAAAGAUGAGGUUGAUAAAGCAAUUUGUCAAUUUUUGAAUUUUCCACAAGCUUUAAUUGUCGCAAGGGCUUAUAAUCAUCAUGUCGAUUGGGCAAAUGCUGUUUAUAAUCAUUGUAUUCAUCAAGGAGAAACGAAAUAUUUAAAAGAAUUCGUAAUAUCCAAUAGAUUUACAAUAUCAAUUAUCAAUGAUUGUGUUCGAAGAUAUCGUCUUGAGAAGAAUAUUACAAAGUCCAUGACAAUGAACAUGAGGAUGCUGGUGGCUCAUUUGAACGACACGCAAUUUAAAUAUGUUAUAGCAAGUCAACUUGGUUUUAAAGAUAUUAUUGAAACAAUGUUAGAAACUCCUGCCAUUGGCUCGUAUCUAAAAGAUACAGUCUGGAAAAAUCGUUAUGACGAUUCAGGUUUUAUAAGCUAGUCGAUAAUUCUUUUUUUUUUAUUUUUUUUUACAAAAAUUUAUGAAUCAUUUCUAUAUAUAUUAUUAAAAAAGAAAAAAAAUAUUAUAGAGUUAAACUCUAUUUGAAUGCAAAUGCUCUUUAAAAAUAUAUAUGAGAUUUUUUUCUCUAUAUAAUAAUAUAAAUAUUAAUAUUUAUUAUGUUCAUAAAAUGUACUGUUAUAUAUCUAAAACAUAUAUAAAUAAAUAUAUAUUUUUUGUAUGGAACUUGUUUUUA
Leptopilina boulardi is the source of this 6104-nucleotide messenger RNA. RefSeq names its product spatacsin (gene SPG11). Lineage: Eukaryota; Metazoa; Arthropoda; Insecta; Hymenoptera; Figitidae. The transcript is spliced from 22 exons. Gene Ontology annotation, biological process: axon extension; synaptic vesicle transport; axo-dendritic transport. Gene Ontology annotation, cellular component: axon; cytoplasm; dendrite. The record is from RefSeq and is a predicted model, not a curated record. Bases 473 to 5851 code for a protein of 1792 amino acids.